AUGUCAAAAAUAAACCUUCAAAAGCUGAUUGCCGUUUUGAAAGAAAACGGAUGUACUCCCUGUCAGUGGAAUAAUGUAAAAUGUGGUGAUGAUAUCGUCAUUGAGUCUUGCAAAGCAUGUUUUGAUCAGAAUACAUGUUUGAAAAAUCGAAAAAUGAUUAGACGAGUAAGUCGACAACAUGUAGUAAUGAGUGACUUAGUAUUAUACUGUAUUCAAAUUUUAAAUGUAAAAAAACAUAAUUGCAAUAUUGCAUAUCAAAUUUGCAUGCUUCACUGUUGA
Messenger RNA from Macrosiphum euphorbiae (potato aphid), 279 nucleotides. The record is from the annotation of a GenBank genome assembly. NCBI's taxonomy places the organism in Eukaryota, Metazoa, Arthropoda, Insecta, Hemiptera, Aphididae.